AUGGUUUUGAUCCAUGUCACAGCUAUGGUCAUUCGGUUCCCCGCUAUUGACUUCUUCGGGAUUGGUUGCUUCGCUGUUGUGACACCAUCGGGGGAUGGAGAUUGUGUCGGCAUCGCUCUUUUUCUGGUUGUCUCUUUUAGGGAUGAGCGUCUCCGUGUAUGCGGCCAAUUCCGCAAUCGUGGCAUACUUAUUGUGCCAACAUUUGUCGAUGAUAUCGUCAAUUAG
Molecule: messenger RNA, 225 nt
Organism: Penicillium verhagenii
Lineage: Eukaryota; Fungi; Ascomycota; Eurotiomycetes; Eurotiales; Aspergillaceae
Exons: 1
Coding region: 1-225 (74 amino acids)
Source: RefSeq, a predicted model, not a curated record